Molecule: messenger RNA, 4677 nt
Organism: Manduca sexta (tobacco hornworm)
Lineage: Eukaryota; Metazoa; Arthropoda; Insecta; Lepidoptera; Sphingidae
Gene: mio
Product: GATOR complex protein MIOS
Exons: 15
Coding region: 178-2898 (906 amino acids)
Biological process (GO): positive regulation of TORC1 signaling; cellular response to amino acid starvation
Cellular component (GO): cytoplasm
Molecular function (GO): protein binding
Source: RefSeq, a predicted model, not a curated record
UUAUCUAGUCACAACACUUGUCAAAUUCCGAUAAAUUUUGGUAGUAGCAUAAUGAACCUAAAGCAAAAAUUAAAAGCAAUGGAUGUCAAAACAUUCACGAUUGUGUCGCAUUUUCAUCGAAAAUAAACAGAAAGUUGUACUAUUGUUUUGGUAUUGUGUGUUUUAUAUGUGGCUACGAUGUCAGGUGGCCGUUUAGACGUAAUAUGGUCGCCUGUACAUCACGAUAAAUUUAUAAUAUGGGGUCCCGACAUAACCUUAUACGAAGUUGCGCGAAUAAAAGAGAUCGAAAAGAAAACUACUUUCACACCAAUAUCCUCAACCCGUGGUGCGACCAUAAUUGCAUCUCAGAGUGCAAGUGGUGUACGCUGUGUAGACAUCAGCGCUAUACCUGAGCAGCCCGAGCCUCUGCUAGCUCUGGGCUAUACUAGCGGGAAGGUCGCUCUCACUACACUCAAGCAAACUUAUGAUCCUUUGGGACUUGUUGGGAGAGAGUUUACGUCGCGUUACCAGCGGCUUUGCAACUCUGUGUCAUGGAGCCACGUGGAGACCAACAUGCUUGCGGUGGCCAUGGAGAAGCACCGCAGCGACCACUGCAUCCUUCUGUGGGACGUGAACAGAGGCUCUUCACCCGCCGACGAGGCUAGAGGUACAGACAGCGCGCACUCGCCGGCCGACCCGUCGAAGCCGCUCGCCGAAAUGGGCCUGUCGGAGGCGGCGCACAACGUGGCCUGGUCCAACUGCUCCAACCGAACGCUGCUCGCUUCCAUGAACUUGAAAUACAUCAAAAUAUUUGAUCUCAGAGACCUAUCGAACAAAGCGGUGAGCGUGACGACGAGCCGGCACUGCUACGGCGUGUGCGCAGACCCGUUCAACCCGUGGCAGCUGGCGUCGCGCGGCGAGGGCGCCGUGUGCGUGUGGGACGCGCGCAGCUUCGACCGGCCCGUGCUCACGCUGCUCCACCACAAGCCCGUGGCGCAUGUGCAGUGGUGCCCCACCAGGCGGAACCUGCUGCUGUCUCUACAGCGCGACUCGGCCACGCUCCGCCUCCACGACAUACAACAGGCGAACAACAACGCGAUCGAUAACAUGUUGGCAGCGACAGCAGUGGAAGCGGAGCUGGAGGAGUACUCGCGCGGCCCGAGCGUGCUGGAGCGCGAGGUGUCGCCGGGCGCGGGCGCGGGCGGGGGCGGCGGCGGGGGCGCGGGCGCGGGGGGCGCUCCCAUCGCCGCCUUCAGCUGGCACCCCGCGCACGAGGCCCGGCUGCUGGCCGUGUACGCCUCAGGUAUGAUAGCCGACUAUACAGUGUGCGAGCGCGUGACGGUGGCGUGGGGCUGCGGCGGCGGCGGCGGGGGAGGCGGGCUCGUGUGGACCGGCGCGGGCGGCACGCUGCGGCUCAUGCGCGACGAUUUCUACGCAGCCAUCCGAGACAUCUCCUACGUCAUGAGACGUCGUGCCACUACCGACUACGGGCUUAAGUCAGACUUGUGGCAGAACGCGGACCUGGCCGACGACGAUGCGCUGAGCGGGCUGUGGCACUUCAUGGCGCUGAGCAAGUCCCUCGUGGAGGACGGGUGCAUCCGCGGCAGCCCGUGGCGCCACCCCGGCGUGCGCGGCGUGCUGCGGUCGGCGGGCGAGGGCGGCUACCGCUCCGAGGCCGUGCCGUCGCUGCUGCCCGACCUGCCGGCGCGCCGCGUCACGGUGUUCCGCUCGGGCGAGCGCACGCGCGCGCUGCACCUGUGCGGCUGGGGCUGGGGCUGGGACAACGCCGCGGCCGGCGUGGAGCGCGCCGAGGCCGAGGGCACGCCGUGCCGCGCCGCCGCCAUCGCCGCCUUCCACCUCAAGCUGCGCGCCGCGCUCGACGUGCUGGCGCGCGCGCACGAGCCGCAGCUGCGCGUCGUGGGGCUGGCGCUGGCCGGCCUCAGCGAGGAGCGGCUGUGGCGCGAGGCGCUGGCGGCGGGCGCGCCGGCGCUGCCCGACGCCUACCUGCGCGCGCUGCUGCACUUCCUGGCCGCGUCGGCGCCGGCGCACCCCGCGCACCACGCCGCGCCCGCCGCGCAGCCCGACCUCAGCGCCGUGCUGAACGAGACGGAGAUGCGGCUGGAGGACCGCGUGGCGUUCGCGUGCAUCUUCCUGUCGGACGCGAAGCUGCACGAGUACGUGAAGCACACGUGCGACCAGCUCGUCGAGCAGGGCGACCUCUCCGGGAUACUGCUCACAGGCACGAGUCCGGAGGGCAUCUCGCUGCUGCAGCGCUGGGUGGAGGUGUCGGGCGACGUGCAGUCCGCCGCGCUGCUCGCCGCGCGCUGCUUCACGCCCGACCUGCUCAAGGACCACCGCGUGCAGCACUGGCUCGACAGCUACCGCAACCUGUUGGACGGGUGGCAGCUGUGGUGGGCGCGGUGUGCGCUGGACACGUGGGUGAUGGCGGGCGCGGCGGGCGCGGCGGGGCCGGGCGCGGGCGGCGGCGCGGGGGGCGCGCCCGAGGGCGCCGCCGCGCGCCGCGUGUGCGUCGCCUGCACCUACUGCGGCAAGUCCGUGGCCGCGCCGCCCGGGCCCGCGCGCCCCCGCGCCGCGCUCGCGCGCCUGCCGCCGCCCGCCGCCAAGAUGAAGCAAAUCUCAGCGUGUCCGAACUGCCGCAAGCCUCUGCCCCGGUGCGGGGUGUGCUCGCUGCACCUGGGCACGGCGGCGGGGGGCGCGGGCGGCGCGGCGGGGGCGGCGGGGGGCGCGGCGGGGGCGGCGGGGGGCGCGCCCUUUGCGGGCUGGUUCAGCUGGUGCGUGGCGUGCCGGCACGGGGGACACGCCGCGCAUCUCCUCACGUGGUUCAAAGAGCACACAGAAUGUCCUGUUAGUUCCUGCAACUGCCACUGCAGCACCCUGGACCCUCCCGACAGACUCUAGCGGCCGCCCCUGACCUCACUCGGUGCUAUGCUUGUAAGGUGACAUCUAAAGACGAAGUAAAAAUUGAUAGUUUUGUUACUCAAUGAGAGAUGGCGCUUUCUUAUAUUAUUAGUUGAGACGCGAACACAUUUUUGAUUAAGUACAGGGUUAUUUGUAAGCUAUUUUUGUGGGAAAUAUGUAAGACACGUAAUGCAUACAGUCCAAAAUACAAUGCAUGGACUGCGUAAUAUUCAAACAAAAUUUACCAUUAUGUGGCUAUGACAGCAAUGUGACGUAGAAUGAGUCAUUUAUUGACAUCACUCGCUUCUAUCUCAGUCUCAGCGAACAUUUACUAAACAGGCGCAGUCCAUUCCCUAAUUCACUUCAUAAACGAUCCUAAUAGCUACUUUCGGAUCGAUAGCGAAAAUGGACCAAUCAGAAUUGAUUGAUUUAUUCUCGGAUUGAUCCGUAGUCGGCGAUUACGAUCCUUUAUAAGUUAGAUUUAUGAUUUUUUCUCGAUGAAAUUAUUGAAAGACCGUUAUUUAAUUAUUUUGCUAUAAAUUAUGUUAUUCUAAAACUUUUUAAGUGUUUUAAAUGUGCAACUUUUAUCAGAUGAUAUAAUUUUAUUGUCUUAUAUUCAAAACAGCAUAUUAUUGGCUUAAUGUAUAGAUUGUCAUCGCGUUAUAUUUUUUCAGCGAAGGCAGUGUGUGUUUAGUGUUGCAUUUAUCGAAGACUGUUUACUGCGUACUAUCUAGUCGAUAAUUCAUACUAUAGGUUCAUUAUCCAAACUAGUCGUUUAAGUGACAGUAUAUUUGGACUAGGAAAAAAAAAUGCUUUGUGAUCGCCACUUUUACUUUUAGGUUUUAAAGUUUAUGUUGCCAGUACAAGAAAUUGGUUCCAUAUCUUACCACAGCAUGGCAAGGAUUUCUAUUUCCUGGUCAGACUAUACUAUCUUCUAGUUUGCUCUGAAGUUGGCUAGAUACGGACAGCAAUGGCGCAUGUGCAUAUUUGUCGAUAACUUCAGAAUAACUUAAAAAGUUUGCGACUACUUCACCUCCACGUACACAAACGGCUCGUUUAGAUAACAUUUAACUACGUUGCUUGGCUAAACAGAGUAUAAUCUACCUCCUUGUAUUUCUCUUUGUAUGUAAUUAUACGGUGCGCUAAUGAAGAUUUUUCAACAUACCAUAAUUUUUAAUAAAACCAGACGAUAUUAAAAUUUGUUGACAUUUAUUUUUGGGUGAUAUUUUCGGCUCAGAUUUUCGGUGACAUGAUAGCUUCAAAUAGAGAUGUUAAAUUCUCUGACAGAAUAUAUGAUUUUUUUAAUCCAAUAUUGAGAAUGAAUUAUUUCUAGGACACGUUAGCUGCCAGGGUUGGACUACGAAAUCUGAAUAGGUAGUUUCGUUGACAUGGAUGGGAUAAUUAAGACUCAACUUUAUUAACUUGGCAUACUGUUGAAAUUUGUUUGGUAAGCAAUAGUUGAAAUGCUUUUUGUUCUGAACUAGGCGCUCUAAUCAGCUUCUUAUGUGGCUAUUCUUUAAACUAACAUUAACAGUAAAUCAAGCUAAUAAGGUUGCAUUUAAAAUAUCUUUUUGCCAACACCAGAACUUCCAUUUUAAAUCGUAACAGUAGUCUUUAUGUUAUUUGUAAGGAGGUGUAAACUGUAAAUAGAGAUAAAUAUUUUUUUAUGUAACUUGUGUAGCCAGUUUUAAGUUUUUUUUUAUAAAUUGUGUUAAUUCCACUCUUCUCUUGCGGGAAGUUGCGUUGUUUUUAUUUCGUGUAAUAAAAUAUUGACAUUUA